This is a messenger RNA of Lycium ferocissimum, 516 nucleotides long. RefSeq lists its product as uncharacterized. The transcript is spliced from 2 exons. Lineage: Eukaryota; Viridiplantae; Streptophyta; Magnoliopsida; Solanales; Solanaceae. The coding region runs from base 1 to 516 and encodes 171 amino acids. The record is from RefSeq and is a predicted model, not a curated record.
AUGGUGAAUUUUUCGUUUUUAGAUGCUGUGAAAGAGAUGCAUGGAUUUGCUAAGUUUGAGAAAGACCUGCUUACGAAGAAGAGGUCGGUUCAACAUGAGACAAUGAAUCUAACUCAUCACGUGAGUUCAAUUAUUGCUUCUAUCAUAGUUCAGAAGAAGGGAGAUCCAGGGGCGUUUACCAUUCCGUGGCGAGUAUCAACUCGUUCUCUGUGUGAUAAUGGGGCGUGUAUCAAUCUAAUGCCCUUUGCUAUUUUCAAGCGAUCCGGAUUGGGAAUGCCUAGACCAACUUCUAUGCAAUUACAAAUGGCACAUAGAUCCAUUAAGAAGCCAGUUGGGGUUAUAGAUGAUGUGUUGGUACAAGUGGGUAAGUUCAUGUCGCCUGCUGAUUUCGUUAUUCUAGAUUGUCCGGUUGAUAAAGAUAUUCCCAUCAUCUUGGGAAGACCCUUCCUUACUACGGGCAGAGAGCUUAUGGACUCUGAAAAGAAUGAAAUCAAGUUCCGAGUGAAUGAGGAAUAG